UCUUUGCUCCGCACUCUGCGAAUCUCAUAUUUGUGUUAUUGUUUACUUAAAUCUCAUAGAAUAAAGUUAUUUAAAUCGAAUUAUACAAAAAUCCAACAAUGGGCCAAGGCAAAAGUCAGUUUACUGAGGAAGAAUUACAGGAUUACGAGGAUUUGACCUACUUUACGAAGAAGGAAGUAUUGUAUGCUCACCAGAAAUUUAAAGCCCUAGCUCCUGAGAAAGUAGGACACAAUAAGAAUGCAAAAUUACCAAUGACAAAGAUUCUGCAAUAUCCGGAGUUACGAGUAAACCCUUUUAGAGACCGCAUUUGUAAAGUAUUCAGCUCCAGUAAUGAUGGGGACUGCACCUUCGAAGAUUUCCUCGAUAUGAUGUCUGUGUUUAGUGAGAUGGCACCGAAAGCUGUAAAAGCUGAACAUGCUUUUAGGAUAUUUGACUUUGAUGGUGAUGAUAUGAUUGGAGUAUCAGAUUUACGAGAAGUGAUUGAGAGGCUGUGUGGUCCAGAGCUCAAGCUGACUGACUCUGAGAUACAGCAGCUAGUUCAAAAUGUUCUGGAAGAGGCGGACUUAGAUGAUGAUGGAGCCCUAUCCUUUGCAGAGUUUGAACAUAUCAUUGAUAAGAGCUCUGAUUUCUGCCAUGCAUUUAGAAUAAGGCUAUAAACUCAAGAUCUCUCAACAUACUCUACAUGCUGUCACAACUUGAAAACAUAAGUACUCAUACAUUCUCGAAGUAAUACCUCUAGAAAACUGUAGUUAUUUAGUCUCAAAAGACUUUUAUUAGAUUUUACAAACUUACAGCUAGGGACUAUUACAGACAGAUCAAUCCCUGAUCAGUUUAAAAUAUUAUUUUAAUUACAUGGCAAACAUAUUAAGCCACAUCUCAUUUUAAAAGAAAGUGGUAAUGUAAUUAGAUGAAAGCCGCACUUCCCAGCUUGGUGACUAUUUCCUUGGCUGGUUUUAGUCUUCAUUCAUAUAACAGAGCUGAAGAAAAAAUUCUUUCAUCAUGUGCAAGCUAAUAAGUCAUUAUUUUAAGAUCAGGCUGAUCUGUCAACUAUAGUCCUAAGCAAGCUUUAAUAACUGUAUUUUUUUUUAUCACAAAAUGAGCUGAAUUCAAAUGAAAAAUAAUUUAUAGUACCUAUUGUGAACUUAAAAAAACGAAAUAAGAACUAGUUAAUCUGCAUUCUCUAACUUUGAUAGUAUUUGUAUUUUGUUUGUUUGUUUUUAUUAUUUAUGUAAAAAAACGCAGAAAUUGUAUGUUGGAAAGUGCAUAACUGAACAACACAAAUUAGUUGGUAGACUGUUAGUAAAUUUUUUUUUGUUUAUUGAGACCAUGAGAAGAUUCAAGGAAACAUUUUUUAGAAAAGUAGAGUAAUCAAUCCUUUUAUGUUUAGUGAACAAACUGGAUUUCGUGAUUUCUAGUAGUAAAAAUACAUUUUACAAGUUCUUUAUAAUCCUAGCAGUAAUAGUUCAUAAGAAUUGUACAAUAAUACUCGCAUUUUACAAUUUUUAUGUAAAAAGCAUUUAUUGACUUAUCUCAUUAAUUAUUAUUCAAAAGCAAUUUCUUAUUUAAUGUUAAAAUUAAAUCUCCUUUGUUGGUAUUAUCAAUUGUGUUAGAUUUAAUUGGUUUGUGAUGUCUUCAUCUUUUAACUUUUUGAAUGCCGUAGUCUAGCUACAGAUAACAAACAAAAAUAGGCUAAUGCCGAACUGAGCUGACCAGAAUAUAUCAUACUAGCUACUCUCGCGCGGUUUCACCCGCUGCUCGGCUGCAUUUAAUCGUAGCGUGAUGUUUUAUAAACCAUAGCACUCAGGAACAUUGUAGCUAUCUAUCAGUGAAAAAAUUUUAGCAAUCCAACCAGCGGUACCAAGGAUUACCUCCUUCAUACAAAACUUAUAAAACCUCUUUAUAAUAUUAGUAAUAGUAGAGAUUAAAAGUACAUUUUGUUUGUCGUCUAUAGCCAACUAUGGCAUUCAAAAGGUUAAUAAAGAAUAUUUUAUUGAAAUGCCAAAUAAUUGUUUAAUAAAGAAAGAGUGAUUGUGUUAUUGUAUUGUAAUGAAAUUUUUAUUCAAAGUUUUGUAUUAAAUUUUACAUAAAUUUUUAUAUGUAGGUAGGUAUGUAUGUACAGUAUAAACUACUAUGUAAUCUGACAUUGUUUUAUUGAUAUUAUAUAAAACAAGUGAUAAGGAUGAAUGAAGUGUUACAGUAUAUAAUAUUGAUAAUAAUAAUACUGCACAAAUAAGACAUAAUUCUCUCAAAAUGAAAUAACAUUGUAAUGAAUAUAAAAAAUAUUUAUUAAACUUAUUUAAAAUAAAAACAUGACUUUGCUUACUCUAAUUUAGUAAACAAUCAGUUCUGUAAGUAUCCUGGAAGCUUCAUCCUCAUGAAUAUCCAAGUAGUAAAGAAAGAAACAAGAAUACAUAGGAAGGCUACUGAGAUUAACAAAAUUCUAUUCAGUUUUGGAGUGGUGGGGUUGUGUGUGCGGUCCAAAAUUAUAAAUCCGAGACCACCGAGUGAGAAGAGGAAACUGGAAGCCAAUCCUUCCAUAAUAUAUUGUCCGUUCACUCGAUUAGGCAUAAAGGCGACCGGCCUACUGUGUCCAUGUUCAUCGGUCGUUGAACCCACGCUCGGAGGCUCCACAAUAACAUCGUAUAUGAUACCUACAAUAAAAAAUAUGAAUUAUUAGACUACAUUAUAGAGUAUUCCAAUAAGAAACAAAUUAAUAAUCUCACAAAACAAUUCUCUAACCUCCGGUCACUAAAAAGUAUGAAAGAAGCACCAGGGAGAAGGUUGUCAUGGCAGAUGGCGGUUGCAGCCAUGUCGGUUUUUUAAUUUUAAUGUUAGGAACUUCUAGAACAGAGAAUGGUAUUGCGAAUAAAGCUUCCAUUUUUCGAAUCUAAUGAAACAAGAACCGAUUUUGUUGAACGCCUGUUGACGUCGAUGACAGCAUUAUCUGUAUUUUAG
Messenger RNA from Spodoptera exigua (beet armyworm), 2955 nucleotides. The record is from the annotation of a GenBank genome assembly. NCBI's taxonomy places the organism in Eukaryota, Metazoa, Arthropoda, Insecta, Lepidoptera, Noctuidae.